This is a messenger RNA of Gorilla gorilla gorilla (western lowland gorilla), 3332 nucleotides long. RefSeq names its product FGF1 intracellular binding protein (gene FIBP). The transcript is spliced from 10 exons. Bases 2185 to 3279 code for a protein of 364 amino acids. NCBI's taxonomy places the organism in Eukaryota, Metazoa, Chordata, Mammalia, Primates, Hominidae. Gene Ontology annotation, molecular function: fibroblast growth factor binding. Gene Ontology annotation, cellular component: nucleus. Gene Ontology annotation, biological process: platelet aggregation. The record is from RefSeq and is a predicted model, not a curated record.
GGGGCCGCAUGACGUUAUGGAAGGACAGCCAAUCCGGUGAAACGUCCCGGAAAGGGGCGGGGCCUGAGCUCAGGGGCCGCCCCCCUCGUUCCCCACCCACUCCGGGUGUUACUGAUCCUCGAUGUCAAGGAACCCGCGCGUCAUCGCCCUCCACAUCGGUCUCAACCCGAAACUAGGAGCUUCGAACCUCCAAGUACCGGAUCGCCCCAAGCUUGAGCCUAGGCCUCUCGGCUCUUCUGAGAACCAAGAUUCAGGCGUCCGCCCCUGACUCCUGCCCAUCCCCCACAGAAGUCAGAUGGACCGCUCUCCAAGUCCCUCUUUACCUUUGAUCAAAUUCGGAAGUCUCGGCCCACUAAGGAUCGCUCCUGGUUCCUCGGAACCCUGAGUCCAAACGUCCUAGCUCACCAAUAGACUACCCUCCCUCCCAGGGAGCGUUUCCUGCCUGGGGGGAGGAACAUACAGGAUUCGUUUGUUCAAUAAACGUUUUUUAUGUGCAAGGCCCAUGCAGAAAUAAAUUUAACCAAAAUACUGAUUCCAUCCUCAAGGACGUCGCGGUCUGUCCGGGAAGUCAAGCUGUGUUAAGCAAGAAAUAAAUCCGGGAGGCGUAUGGUCUGAGGGUCCUUAAGAGGGUUCCCAAAAGAGAUGCUAUCCAAGAGGCUCUGGUAGAUCCAUAGGACUUUGCCAAGUAAAGAGCUAUUUCAGGGAGAGAGAAUAACAUGGUGAAAGACACUGGUGCCCGAAAGAGCCUAGCUGCUUUAGGAACAAUGAGGAUAGCUUGAUGGUUUUUGAAAAGCAGAUGUGUCGAGAAAAUGCUAAGAGAGAGCGAGGCUUCAAAGGUAGGUAAAAGCCAGAUUCUUAAGAACUUCCAGUACCAGGUUGGAGCAUUUCCAAAGGCCACUAAGGAUGUUAAGCAAGAGAGUAACAUUUGUAAGGAUGUUAAGCAAGGGAGUAACAUUUUAAAAUAUGCCUUUAACUGGCCAAGAUGGUGAAACCCCGUUUCUACUAAAAAUACAAAAAUUAGCCGAGCGUGGUGGGAGGAGCCUGUAAUCUCAGCUACUCGGGAGGCUGAGGCAGAGAACUGCUUGAACCCGGGAGGCGGAGGUUGCAGUGAGCCGAGAUCGCGCCACUGCACUCCAGCCUGGGCGACAGAGCGAGACUCUGUCUCGAAAAAAAAAAAUGUAUUUAAAAAGAUUGGGCUGAUCUGUGUGGGCCGGACCCUGCGGGGAGGGGACAUAAACAGGGAGAUUAGUAACCGUGUCAAAGAGCAAGGAGAGCUAAGCAGAAAGACGGCUGGGGCAGCAUCAGUGGGGGUGGAGAGGACAAACAGAUACUAGAAAUAUUCGGGAGGCAAAUCAGCCGAACUUAAUGUGGGGAGAGAGGAGUCUGGAAGAACGCCCAGGUUUCUCGUAUGAGAACUGGUGGAUGUUAGGGCUGUCACUGAGAUAGGGACGCAGGAAAGAAACAAAUGGGCAGAGGGAGAGGUCUGUCUAGAAUAUGUUGAGCUUUUGAGGGGCUUACGGGAAGAGUGUGGACAGACUUGGCCGAUAGGCGGCCCCUCCGGAUGUGGACUUCCAGGCAGAGCUCCGAGGGGCAGAAUUAGAGACGUCAGUAGCUCGUGGGGGUGGGGGUGAGAUUAAAACCAAGGUGGGAGCAUGUGCCCCAAACCCAGGAGAGGUGCUCAUGCGCAGGAUGGACAAACCAGUCUCCAGCAAGAGCCCGAGGAAGUCGGGUCAUACCCCAUUUUUGCGGAGAUUUAGGAUAGAGCCCUGUGAAACCCCUAAGUUUAGGAUACAGGUCAAACUUAGGAGGUCCCGAAGAGGGCAGAGAAGGUGGGAGAAAAGCCAGGAGGAAGUGAGGGGAGAAGUUACGGGGACCGAAGAGACGAAGAGGAGGCACUCCCUUCGUGCUCCUGCAGACGGCCGGGGAGGGAGACAGGACGCAGGAGCCCGGGACUCCCCCUCACGGCGGGAGGAAGCGGUGCUACUCCGCGCAGGCCUCCCCGUCUCUUCCCUCGCCGCUCCUGCCCCGUCCCCUCCCCGACUGGCUGUAUCCCGGAAGUGGUCAUAAACUGGGUCCCGAUGCCGCGAGCGGAAUCUCGGCGCUCCCGGAAGUGGCCCGGAGGCGGCGCGCCAGUCCCGAGCAGUGCUCGCUCCUGCUCGGGGCGCUGCGGCCCCGGGCGUCGCCAUGACCAGCGAGCUGGACAUCUUCGUGGGGAACACGACCCUUAUCGACGAGGACGUGUAUCGCCUCUGGCUUGAUGGUUACUCGGUGACCGACGCGGUGGCCCUGCGGGUGCGCUCGGGAAUCCUGGAGCAGACUGGCGCCACGGCAGCGGUGCUGCAGAGCGACACCAUGGACCAUUACCGCACCUUCCACAUGCUCGAGCGGCUGCUGCAUGCGCCGCCCAAGCUACUGCACCAGCUCAUCUUCCAGAUUCCGCCCUCCCGGCAGGCACUACUCAUCGAGAGGUAUUAUGCCUUUGAUGAGGCCUUUGUUCGGGAGGUGCUGGGCAAGAAGCUGUCCAAAGGCACCAAGAAAGACCUGGAUGACAUCAGCACCAAAACAGGCAUCACCCUCAAGAGCUGCCGGAGACAGUUUGACAACUUUAAACGGGUCUUCAAGGUGGUAGAGGAAAUGCGGGGCUCCCUGGUGGACAAUAUUCAGCAACACUUCCUCCUCUCUGACCGGUUGGCCAGGGACUAUGCAGCCAUCGUCUUCUUUGCUAACAACCGCUUUGAGACAGGGAAGAAAAAACUGCAGUAUCUGAGCUUCGGUGACUUUGCCUUCUGCGCUGAGCUCAUGAUCCAAAACUGGACCCUUGGAGCCGUCGGUGAGGCCCCCACUGACCCAGACUCGCAGAUGGAUGACAUGGACAUGGACUUAGACAAGGAAUUUCUCCAGGACUUGAAGGAGCUCAAGGUGCUAGUGGCUGACAAGGACCUUCUGGACCUGCACAAGAGCCUGGUGUGCACUGCUCUCCGGGGAAAGCUGGGAGUCUUCUCUGAGAUGGAAGCCAACUUCAAGAACCUGUCCCGGGGGCUGGUGAACGUGGCCGCCAAGCUGACCCACAAUAAAGAUGUCAGAGACCUGUUUGUGGACCUCGUGGAGAAGUUUGUGGAACCCUGCCGCUCCGACCACUGGCCACUCAGCGACGUGCGGUUCUUCCUGAAUCAGUAUUCAGCAUCUGUCCACUCCCUCGAUGGCUUCCGACACCAGGCCCUCUGGGACCGCUACAUGGGCACCCUCCGCGGCUGCCUCCUGCGCCUGUAUCAUGACUGAGGCACCUCCCAACGCUCUGCCCACGCUGACAAUAAAGUUGCUCUUUGUUUGGA